AUGGUAUUUGUCAUCGAAGGCACGAUUACUUGCGGCCUAGGUCUACUGUCCUUCUUCACCCUGACCGGUCGACCCAAGACAGCCAGAUGGCUUAUGACCGAAGAGAAGGACCUCGCCAUAGCACGAAACAAAUUACUCAAGGGAAUCCUCAACCCCGUGACACUGGCAACCGCAACAAACUUCGGCCUCAGAAACAUCACAGAGCAGGGCCUCGCAUUCUUUGCGGCGACCAUCGUCAAGAGCAUUUACCCUCAGCAUAGCGUGGUUUCACAACAACUGCACACCACUGGCCGCUACCUGAUUUACUACAUCAUUGCCCUUCUGAUCACACUUUGUGGAUUUGUGAUGUUCCUCGGAACACGAAAUACCGAUGCUCGCUACGGUGCAACCUUCCCAGAGGCUAGCUCUGCAUUUCUGUUUGGAACUUUGAGCAACGCUUUGAUAUCGGUGAAUGUCAUCUCGGACACUUCAAGGUCUGCCGCCACAGGAACCAACGUUCUGUUUGGGAAUAUCGGGGGACUAGUUUUAACAUGGUCAUACCUUCCCUUUGAGGGCCCUAAUUACCCUAUCGGCAGUGGCUUGAAUCUCGCGGCCAUCUCGUGCUAUUUUGUCCUCCCCGUCACGCUCCUCCUAUGGAUGAAGUACGACAAUCAGAAACGCGCCGAGAGAAAUAUGGACUCAGAGGUCAGUGGACUGUCGAUCAAGGAACUUCAAGAUCUGGACUGGCAGCAACCAGGAUUCCUUUGGAAGCCUUAA
Cladophialophora bantiana CBS 173.52 is the source of this 756-nucleotide messenger RNA. RefSeq lists its product as uncharacterized. The transcript is spliced from 3 exons. Bases 1 to 756 code for a protein of 251 amino acids. Gene Ontology annotation, molecular function: transmembrane transporter activity. Gene Ontology annotation, cellular component: membrane. NCBI's taxonomy places the organism in Eukaryota, Fungi, Ascomycota, Eurotiomycetes, Chaetothyriales, Herpotrichiellaceae. The record is from RefSeq and is a predicted model, not a curated record.